AUGGAGAACGUCCUCGACGACAUUUCACAUCGCCGAUACAACCCCCUCCGUGGGUCCCAUAUUCUGGUCUCUCCGCAUCGCACCAAGCGUCCUUGGCAAGGACAACAGGAAAGCCCCUCCAAGACCACCCUGCCCGACUAUGAUCCCGCAUGCUAUCUGUGUCCCGGGAAUAAGCGCGCUCAGGGCGAUGUCAACCCCAAGUACGAGAGCACCUUUGUAUUUGUCAACGACUACAGCGCCGUGAAAGAGGAGCAGGCCGAAUACAAUGCACCCAGCGAUGAUGACCUCGAAUCGCGCUUCCUCCGCGCCGAGCCCGUGACGGGCAAAUGCUACGUGCUGACAUUCUCGUCAGCGCACAACCUCACCCUGGCCGACCUGUCCCCGCGCGACAUCGUACCGGUAAUCGACGCAUGGACCGAGAUCUACGCGGCACACCUAUCGCCGACGUCCCCGCUGGUCGCGAACGCCCCGACAACAACGCUGCAGCCCACAUCGCCCAACACCAGCGUGACUAAGCCCAAGGAGCAGUACCGCUACAUGCAGAUCUUCGAGAACAAAGGUGCCGCCAUGGGAUGCUCGAACCCGCACCCGCACGGCCAGGUGUGGACCACCAGCACGCUGCCCGAAGAGCCGGCCGCCGAACUGGAGCAGCUGUGCCGCUACCGACAGGCACACGGCGGCCACCAUCUGCUGGAGGACUACGCCGAGCUGGAGAGCCGCAAGCAGGACCGCGUGGUGUUUGAGAACGAGGCAUUCCUGGUUGUCUGUCCCUGGUGGGCGACGUGGCCGUUUGAGACCAUGGUGGUGAGCCGCACGCACAAGCGCGCCCUGGUUGAUCUCUCCGACGCCGAAAAAGUCCUGCUGGCCGAGGCCAUUGCCGAAAUCACCCGCCGCUAUGAUAAUCUGUUCGAGACCCAUUUCCCCUAUAGCAUGGGUAUCCACCAGGCGCCUCUAGAUGGCUCGCCCGAGGAGGUCGAUGCAUCAUACCUGCACUUGCACUUCUACCCGCCGCUGCUGCGGAGUGCUACCGUGCGCAAGUUUUUGGUUGGGUAUGUUCCAUCUGAUCUUCCAUCUUAUCAUCCAUACAAUGCCGCUAACUUUAUCAGAUAUGAACUCAUGGCCGAGCCUCAACGUGAUAUCACGCCAGAGCAAGCUGCUGCCAGAUUACGCAACUGCGGGGGCGAGUUGUACCGGAAGAAGCUGGACGGGUAA
Molecule: messenger RNA, 1212 nt
Organism: Penicillium alfredii
Lineage: Eukaryota; Fungi; Ascomycota; Eurotiomycetes; Eurotiales; Aspergillaceae
Product: UDP-glucose:hexose-1-phosphate uridylyltransferase
Exons: 3
Coding region: 1-1212 (403 amino acids)
Biological process (GO): beta-D-galactose catabolic process via UDP-galactose, Leloir pathway
Cellular component (GO): cytoplasm
Molecular function (GO): UDP-glucose:hexose-1-phosphate uridylyltransferase activity; zinc ion binding
Source: RefSeq, a predicted model, not a curated record